GCUGUUUCGUUCUAUUCGAGAGAACAUACAAUGGAUUCUACUGUUUCGCAAACCGCAGCAGCUGUUAGAUCAACUUGUUUACGAAAUUUUGUGUGAAUAGAAUUAUAAUUAAUCGGUACGUCUCUGAUGCAGCACAAGCGCAUAUAUAUUCUCGCAUUGGAAGCAAAGUUUAGUUUAGUGUUGACUUGCAACUCGAUCGACCGGUGGCAUCUCAUUUCUAUGGAAACUUUCUCUUGUUUCUCGUUGACUGUCACCUCGACGGUCUUUGCUUUACUGUGCAAUCUUUGUGUGAAUGGGAACAACGUAUGCGGCAAAGAAGCUCGGUCACAACACAGCAGAGGCACCAUCUACGAUGCCUACCUGAAUCCUAACGCUAUCAUCAACAACGCAAAUUUUGGUGAAUCGUACACUCUGAAUUCACAUGGAGAACUUGUAUUCCAAAGUGGGGUAAGUCUUCAAGCUCGUCUCUUUCGCAUUCCGUUAUCUCGACCAAACAGACUGAGCGGCAGUGAGACUCUGCUAGUCGACGUCACCUACUCAAACAGAAAUCCUAUCUCACCAAACUCGGACAUGGAUACCACGGUCAUGCUGUCCGAUGGCGUUUCUGCCGUAGGAUUUCUAACUGUAGAUAAGAGCAAUUUUGACACUAUGUCUCCUAUACUGUCAUGCGAAGGAACGAGUGGAAAGACACUAUCAAGAUCUUGCCGUAGUGAAAGUCUCCGAGUUACAUCCGACCCGGCGACUGUCCACUCUGCGCACUUUCGUUUGCCAUCCGGAGAGCCAGUUUCGGGCAGCCUCAGCGGGUCUUACGACAGAGGAGUGUCCGUUUAUCGCAACUAUACCGAUCCACUCCAUUUUGAACGUGGACUCUACUUAGAAAUCUACCGAGGUGACGCCGUCGAGCAAUUCAUAUUUUCCUACUUUCGAAUUCAAGUACAGGUUGAGAGUCUCGCCUAUUAGAAAAAUUUCUUGAAAUUGUCAUGUCUGGAAGAGUGACGAACACUGUUGACACGGAGAUUACGUGAUUGAUUAGCUUAGCUGUUGUUAUUUAUUGUAAUGCUUGUGUGCAUCAUUGCAAAGCGUAUGCGAGUGUAUGCAUGCCUGCUUCGUUGUAUUUCAGUUUACAAUAUUUUGGCAACUAAGAUUGCAUUGCAAUUGCGUACUUGGAAUUGUCUAA
Corticium candelabrum is the source of this 1177-nucleotide messenger RNA. RefSeq lists its product as uncharacterized. Bases 127 to 960 code for a protein of 277 amino acids. NCBI's taxonomy places the organism in Eukaryota, Metazoa, Porifera, Homoscleromorpha, Homosclerophorida, Plakinidae. The record is from RefSeq and is a predicted model, not a curated record. The transcript has a single exon.